AUGAAGCCGUCCCUUCCAGAGCUUGAUAGAUUACAGAGCCUGGAGGAGCAGCUCUCCUCUCUCGAGGGCAUCGUAUGCAAUCUCACCCAGGGGGUAGCUCGUUUAGCUCAAGUUGUCGGGGUUUUCCCUGGGCUUGCAGCCAGCCCUGACCAAGUCGAGGACGACGUACAUAUUGACCUUCUACAGUGGCAGGACUGUGCCAAGAACAUGGUUGCCUUUGUCGCCAGUCGCUUGGUGAUAUCUCAACUUUGCAGGCAGUACGUGUGGGAAAAACAUGGGAAGUUCGGUGUAACGGGCAAGCACGAUCAUUACUAG
Molecule: messenger RNA, 315 nt
Organism: Perkinsus marinus ATCC 50983
Lineage: Eukaryota; Perkinsozoa; Perkinsida; Perkinsidae
Exons: 2
Coding region: 1-315 (104 amino acids)
Source: RefSeq, a predicted model, not a curated record